UGUGUGUAUAUAAGGAUACAGUUUGAGUGUUUUGGGACCAAAACAACAUGGGAAAACCACGUAUCAGGCUGUGCUUUGGUCACGCCACGCCUCGUGUUCGAGCCUGUUCUGCAUCUACUUUUCGCUCCAAGUCUCCCUCCUCUGCUUCCAUCAAAUAUGCGAACAGAACAGAGUUUACAGGCCACCACUCUAAUGGGGCAGACGAAGGCAACAAGAUAAUGGUGGUUGUGGAUUCUAGCUUUGAAGCUAAAGGGGCUCUUGAUUGGGCACUUUCUCACACUGUUCAAAGCCAAGACACUCUUGUUCUUGUUCAUGUCACCAGACCCAACAUGGAAGAUAGGGAAUCUGGAGGGAAGUUUAAUGUGAAGGCUUAUAAACUUCUCCUUGAUAUGAAAAGCAUGUGCGAAAGGAAGAGAGCAGGGGUGGUGGUGAAUGUAGUGAUGUUGGAAGGAGAGGAAAAGGGUGUUGCCAUAGUGGAAGAGGCAAAGCAACAGAGGGUGUCAUUAUUGGUUGUGGGACAAAGAAAACGAUCCUUCUUAAGGUGCAUCUUGCGAACAUGGGCACGAAAAGGAACAAGACCUGGCUUAGUCGAGUAUUGUAUACAGAACUCACCUUGCAUGACAAUUGCCAUAAGGAGGAAGAAUAAGAAACAUGGAGGCUACUUGAUUACUACCAAACGCCACAAGAAUUUUUGGCUUUUGGCUUAGUGUUAUCACCAUUUCUCAAAUCUCAUCAACACUUUUCUCUCUAAAUUUCCUCCUUCUUCAUAUUGUUUGCUCCAACUUUUACUCUACUUCAAAUUAAAUUAUAUAGAUACCUUUACUUGUGCAUUUUACAAAUACUCCUUUAAAAGCUUGCACAGCAUUUUGGGUGAUUCUCCACACUGUUCCACACCACGCAGGGGAUAUAAUUGAAAGCUCAAAUUUAAAGUUUAUGAUUGAAGGAAGUUAGAAACAGAAAAUGGUGGACAAAGUACAGAUAUGAAAGUUAGAAACUCAGAUAUAAGAAUAAAAUAAAAAACAAUGAAGCAUUGUUUUGGUAUGGGCUAGCCCGAUCUAAAAAGGUAGCCCAACAGGGUGAAGGGUGAAGG
Molecule: messenger RNA, 1090 nt
Organism: Vigna umbellata (rice bean)
Lineage: Eukaryota; Viridiplantae; Streptophyta; Magnoliopsida; Fabales; Fabaceae
Source: RefSeq, a predicted model, not a curated record